AUGAGUAACGCUGUAUUUAUUGACGAUUGGAAUAGUAUAAUACCGUUCAAAAUCAAAGCAAUAGAUUUGGAAAAACCUACCGAACAGUUUGUAUACAAAGCGAUUCUUAAUUUUUUCAAGCUCUUGCACUACGAUGUUUCCAGCUACGAAAAUAUGUACAACGAAUCGAUCGAAACACUUACGGCAAAACGGGUGGAACUGGUAGCCAGAAUAAACUACAUCUACCAGCUAUGCUCAGAUUCUAAGCAAACUUCAUUCUUUUACAUUGACCUCGUAAAACCAACGGGUAAGAAAAUUGUACAUCUUUUAAAAAUACUCCUAAACUACCUGUUCUACAUAAACAUGGUCAAAGAGACUGUGCUGGAAAAGGCUAAAAGCUGUGUCGAAAAUUAUUACGAGCUAAAUACCCAACUAAACCAGGAACAAAUAACGAAGGAAGAAAACAAAAUUCGAGCAAACAAUAUCAAUCGUCAUAUCGAUGACUUCAAAAAUCAGCUUCCCCAAUUGAAGCAACAUAUUGAAGCACUUGAGCAACGCAAACAUGCACUGCAGGAAAAUAUCGCCACAUUGAAAACGAACGACCAGGACCUGGCAGAUAGAAUUAUAAAGCUUAAAAUUGAACAUUCGGAACUAACCGACCAUAUAGUAGCAGACGAGGAGGCCAUCGCUAUGCGAGAUAUACAAAGCUCGCUGGAAAAGGAAAUUGAAGCCCUUGUCGAUACGGAAAAGCAACUACAGAAAACGUACGAAAUCCAUGUUGCGUCUAUCAAUGAAAUCCGACCGUGUAAUGCGUUGCUGGAGAAGAUGCUACAAUUAGAAUUCGAUGAUUCAUGCAAAAAUUUACGAAACGAACUAGCUGAGCUGAAUGCUUUGUACGAAAAGUUACGAAAACAACAGAACAAUUUGAUGAACAUUUCGGACAACUUAGAGAAAAGCUGCAAGGACAUCGAUGCUAUUAUUGAAGAGAAAACUCAAGAACUGGAUGUACGCAGAAAAGUGUUAGCAAAAAGUGACAGAAAAACCGAUAAUAAACAUCUGGAGAAGGACAAACAUCUAAAAGCAUUGCAGGAAACUAAUACAAUAUUGGAACAAAUACUGGCAAUUCAAAGACUCGAAGUGCAGAGGAUCAUUGAUGCAACUAGUAAAUCUCUAGAGAUUAUGAAGCACAAUCUGCUGCAAUAA
Molecule: messenger RNA, 1182 nt
Organism: Anopheles maculipalpis
Lineage: Eukaryota; Metazoa; Arthropoda; Insecta; Diptera; Culicidae
Exons: 6
Coding region: 1-1182 (393 amino acids)
Cellular component (GO): kinetochore; Ndc80 complex
Source: RefSeq, a predicted model, not a curated record